Phytophthora nicotianae INRA-310 is the source of this 3087-nucleotide messenger RNA. RefSeq lists its product as hypothetical. The transcript has 2 exons. The record is from RefSeq and is a predicted model, not a curated record. Lineage: Eukaryota; Oomycota; Peronosporomycetes; Peronosporales; Peronosporaceae. Bases 1868 to 2902 code for a protein of 344 amino acids.
GAAGUCUAGGACAACCUCGUAGCACCGCUAGAAGGCUCUCAACCGAGAAAUAUCGCGACCGACUGAGUCGAAGGAUGCGCAGGUUGACGCAGCAAUUACCCAGAGCCUCGCAAAGUGCGUCUGUCGCGAGAUACGUCACGUCUAGAUCAGUUAGCGAAUUCGCCAAAGGUGACGAUUUUCUGGUAUUCAGCAAGGUGGAUGCUAAAGUAUCUGCGUCGCAUUGUGUUGUGCCAAUGUGUAGAGUUUUCAACGGGCUGCUAGUCAACGCAGCGAUGGUGGUGUCGCUAAGUUGAGGAGCGGAGAAAAAAGCAGCACAAGCUCCCGGGACAGCGGCUUCAUCUUGACUAUUCCUCACGAGGAUGCCACUCCACCGGAUAGUACGCAACUUACGGCAUCCGUGAAGCAAAGCACGUAUACCCGAAGAAUCUAGUCUUCGCACACCAUCCAGUGUCACCGAUCGAAGCUGUGGACAUCGAAUGCCAAGAGCUGAAAUUCCUCGAGUUGUAACCUGGAAACAGCCUGUAAUGUCCAGAGUUUCCAGAUGUCGACAGCCACUCUCCCCAUUUCGUGGGAUCGCUCUACUGGUGUUUUCUAAGCCAAGAUCUUCUUGGUCUUCAAUGGUAGGUUCGUGUCCAGCACCAUCGUUUUGAUCAGCACGAACUAUCGCCGUCUCCCCUACGAGUCGUCGAAUGCCGACAUCGGUGAUGUUCGAGCAGAAAGCGAGUAGCAGCAUCGCGAGUUUGGGACACGCCAGUCCCAAUGCAGUAAGGAUCUGGUCAUCCACCAGCGAGCAGCGUGAAAGAUCUAGUUUCGUAAGACGUAUCAAUGCGCGCACUUGUGCUAGGCGCUGCAGGGCUGCUACUCGCAAUACUGUGCACCCAGACAUAUUCAACACCUCGAGACGCGAAGCACAAGGACCACGCAAGCCAAGCAACGUGAGACCGUCAACUAAUGGCAGACCGGCAACGUUUAGUACACGGAUACGAGCAGAAGCUGACAAUGUGGCCAUUUGAGCUCCUCCUGGUACUGCUGGCGACGAUGAGGAGCCCACCAACAGAGCAAGCAACGCAGUGUCGGUGAGCUUUGUACAAAAACUCACAUCCAAAGAGGUUAGAGAUGCCGCGUAGCUUUCGCCGAAGGCAGCAACGCCGUAGUCCGUGACACGUCGGCAGUGAGCGAGAGUCACUUGUGCGAGAACGGAGCAGUGACGAGCUAAAGUGCGAAGAAACUUGUCAUCUACCCAUUCGCAGGAGGACACGUCCAAUUCCGUCAACGAGCGGGGCAAACUACCGCCAUCAAGUAUUUCUCCACCUCCACGAGAUAGCAACUGGCAAUGCGGCAGUCUAAGAGCACGAAACAUUCCGCCACCUGCUGUACCUACUUCCAGCAUCAAAAGAAGCCCACGAGCGGAGAUAUGCGCACUGCCAUCCACUGUGAGGGUAUGGAAUGAAGAUUUGACCGGGUUGUCAUCCCGAUCGUUGUUGAGCUGAAGUUGUUGAAGCGAUGCAUCCGUGACGCGCCAGCCACUGAGAUCGACAUGCGAAUGAUACACCCGUCGACGUGGAUCGAAGAACACAACAUCUCUUGGCAGGUGUAGCUGUAGCUUGGCCAAAUUUCUUUCGUGUGCUUUGGCGCUGCUGCUUCUGUAUUCGUUGCUGGAUGCAUUCGUUCGCACUGCAUCUUUGUGGUUGGUGGAGACGCGGGCAGCAAUAGGAACGACGGGGGCUAAUGGGAGCGGCAGCGGUCGCUUUUUGGCCCGCCGUGCUCCGUCAUUCACCAUUUAUCAUUGAGGAAUGGCUAUCGCUAGAAGGACACUGCGAAGCGUCGGUGGUCAUUUUCAAAAUUUCUUCUAAAGGCGCAACAUAGUAUGGCAAAGACCUUCAUGCCAACUCCUACGAUCUGUGUUACAGCGCUGCUCACAGCUCUUGUCAUAAUUAUGGGGAGCAUUUCGGAGUCAGAAGCAUUGACGUCGGACACUGCAACACUGGUGAUCACAGCGCCCGACAAGGGGGACGAACUUGAAGAGCGUGCUUAUCUGGAGGAGAAGAAGGAGCUAGAAGUGGAAAUCGAUACCCGGGAUCCAAACGCAACCAUCAACACGGACAUCUACAGCUUCGUCGAACCAUCAGAAUAUGUGAUAGGGUUAUUGUUGGAUCCUUGUCGGAAUCACCCCGUCGACUGCUGCGUCGAUCGUUUUGGAGAACCAGCGUAUGUGGAUUCGUCAGCUACAAUUGCUGAGAAAAUAUCUCUAGUGGACGAGUCCGGAGCAACACUGGAUGUGUCUGUCAGUAGAAUUGGCGACCGCCCUUCAAUCUUCGACCAGAAUUGCUAUCUCGAUGAUAAUCUGGUUCCAUAUCGUCUUCAAAAGACACUGACCCGAAGCGGAUUGACGGUCACGAAAAAUUACACUAACUCGGGGUGCAUUGGGCGUCUGCGUGCUUUGAUACCACUGGAAGAGGUAGUGCGGCCAGCCUGCUGGGACUACAAUGACUCGAUCAGCGCGCUUACAUCUUGCUACAAUGUGGACGGCCGUAAGCAGGAUACAUGCGUGGCAGUUGGAUUCAUGCAAACCAGCUUUAUCGUCCAGUGUGGUGGAACCUUUGAGCUUUCAAACCAUUGCGGCACGUUCCUUGAGCUACAUGAACCAGGAAACGAAGGGAUAUUAAGCCAGACGCGGUUGAUGAGGCAGUACCCAAACGGAUUUCGCACCACGACGUUGCCGCUAUUCUUCCAAGGCGACCGGACGCGAACGAUUUGCAUGGGUGACUACGAGAUCUGGUGGGUCCAGCGCACGCGGUACAAUUUCAUCGUCCAGAAGAAGAAAAAGUUUCGCGUCACUUCACCGCAAUGCGAUUUCGACUUCGCCACAAACAAAUACAAGAACUACCAUAAAAUCACUUGAUUAAUGAACACCAAUGACAAUUUUUAUCGGCAUCUGAAUUUCUACGCGAGCCAGCCAUCAGUCGAAAAUGGCAUAGAGGAACGCUUGGUUGGUGAGAAUGCCACCCUGUAGUUAGGAGGAGGCCCUGACCGCCGCAGGACAACCGUACACAACUCGCAUGUCCGCGCAUCGGCUUUGUUUCGGAA